GAAGCCGCUUGGAAGGGUUGGAGCGGCCGGAACCUCCGAUGGCGGAUCGGGUCGGGCUGCGCGGCCGGACGGGUGAGAGAGACGGACCGGUGCGGCGCUGCUCGCUUUCCGCCGGGAUGGCGGCUCACUGCCGGUUCGUGGCGCGGACGGUGAUGGUUCGGGGCGGGGACGUGGAGGCGGCUUACCGGACCCUGACCCGGAUCCUUACCACAGACGGGAUCAUUGAGGAUGCAAAGCGCAGGCGCUACUAUGAGAAGCCAUGCCGGAAACGCAUCCGGGAGAACUACGAGAACUGUCGGCGGAUCUACAACUCGGAGAUGGCCCGGAAGUUGGCCUUCCUGAUGAGGGCAAAUCGGCAGGACCCCUGGCUGGGCUGCUAGGUGCACCCUACCCCGCCUGUCGGUGAAGCUGAUGGCUUGUGGUCUGGGGACAGCAGUGAGGUGGAGGAGCCGGUGGCUUGCUGCGAGUGGUUAAGUGGUCGGCACCAGACUCUCUGCUCUGCCGGAUGUCCGGACUGAACCAGGAUUGUGAUUUUCAAUAAACUGACGUGGAUUCAACAAACCAAA
Molecule: messenger RNA, 566 nt
Organism: Pristis pectinata (smalltooth sawfish)
Lineage: Eukaryota; Metazoa; Chordata; Chondrichthyes; Rhinopristiformes; Pristidae
Gene: mrps21
Product: mitochondrial ribosomal protein S21
Exons: 2
Coding region: 39-380 (113 amino acids)
Biological process (GO): translation
Cellular component (GO): ribosome
Molecular function (GO): structural constituent of ribosome
Source: RefSeq, a predicted model, not a curated record